This is a messenger RNA of Colletotrichum destructivum, 2057 nucleotides long. RefSeq names its product Putative Cellulose-binding domain, fungal, auxiliary Activity family 9. Gene Ontology annotation, cellular component: extracellular region. Gene Ontology annotation, molecular function: cellulose binding. Gene Ontology annotation, biological process: carbohydrate metabolic process. Lineage: Eukaryota; Fungi; Ascomycota; Sordariomycetes; Glomerellales; Glomerellaceae. Bases 690 to 2057 code for a protein of 455 amino acids. The transcript has a single exon. The record is from RefSeq and is a predicted model, not a curated record.
UCUUUCGAGAUUGUAUCCCUCAAUUCGUUUCUGAAAAUGGUAAUUUGAACAGUUGGCAGGCAAUCGGUAAAAGUUCCAACGUCAUUCCCGACAAGCCCAGAUGCCACGCCUGAGCCGCGGGUAGUUUUCACAGCUAGAAGCCACCACGGACCGUUUGCGAAUGGCUCAUCAAACUUUCCUCGCUGCCAGCUACGGCAGUGUUUGCUUUGCCGUGGGGCUAAGAGGCAGAAGGUUGAGGCGCGACUAGGCUUGACGCUACAUCUGGUUGCGGAAACAUGCCACUCAAAGGGCAGCACGUCGCCCAGAAUAGGCGUCGAGACAUGUUCCUUGGCCAGUCUAGAGCGGGCGAGACGGCGUUCGAGCCAUGAGGAAUAGCAAGGUUCCUCGGCGGCCAGGACUCUCCCUCUCGCGAAUAUAAGACCUUGUGAGGGGACGCCGAAGGUUGGAAUGCUUGACUCACUCCAUCCCUAGCUCGCAGUCUCACGAAUGUUGAUCGCACGUGGAUAGACUCAAAGUUCGGUAUAAAGACCGGAGAUCAACGCUUCACUAGUAAAACGUUUUCAACAACACCAAACGUCGCUCUCUACUGUUUCACUGCCAUUCACUCACACUCUUUCGUUUUCGUCGAUCACUUUCUUGUUCCAGACGUGCUUUCUAACGUCGUCUCACUCUCUUUUCAACACCAUCAAAUGGUCAACCGCAAGACUUCCGGCCUCAUGGCCGUGUUGACCACGGCCGCAACAGUUGCCGCCCACGGUCACGUCACCAACGUCGUCGUCAACGGCGUUUCUUACCGCAACUACAUCCCCGUACAGGACCCGUACACCAACAACCCGCCCCUUGUGGCCGGAUGGACUAUCGAGCAGCGUGACAACGGGUUCGUCGCUCCCAACGCAUACAACGCGCCGGACAUAAUUUGCCACAGACAAGCGGUCUCGGCAAGGGCCCGCAUCACAGUCGCUGCCGGCGACACCAUUCAGCUCCAGUGGACCGAGUGGCCGGAUAGCCACAAGGGCCCCGUCAUCGACUGGCUCGCGAACUGCAACGGCCCGUGUAACCUCGUCGAAAAGACCGACCUUCGCUUCUUCAAGAUCGACGGCGCCGGUUUGAUCAACCCUCCGCAGCGGGAGAACCGCUGGGCAGCGAGCGCCCUCAUCAACAACGGCAACGCCUGGCUCGUCCGGAUCCCGCCCAACGUCGCCCCUGGUCACUACGUUCUCCGCCACGACAUCAUCGCUCUCCACAGUGCCGGCCAGCAGAACGGCGCGCAGAGCUAUCCGCAGUGCAUCAACCUCGAGAUCACGGGUGAUGGCACGUACAACCCGCCAGGAACUCCGGGAACCGCUCUUUACAAGGCCGACGAUGCCGGCAUUCUGUACAACAUCUACCGGGACAACCUCAACGACUACGUGGUCCCCGGAGACGCCAUCAUCUCUGGCGGCGUUUCCAUGCUGCCACAGUCCCGGAUCCAGAUCACCGCCUCCGGCACCGCUACCCCUUAUGGCACAACCAGAGUCGUCCCUUCAUCCAGUACAACCCAGAUCGUGUCUUCAUCCAGCACAACCCGAGUCGUGCCUUCAUCUAACUCUGAGACCACCGCCAUCUCCUCAUCUGUCGCGACGAGCCCAUCUUCCAUAGAGGUUGAGACCAGCAUCACUAUCAGCUUGACCAACACCGUCACGGCAACCUUGACCACCCGAACAAGCAGCAACAGCCCGCCCAGCAGCACACCAGCACCCUCUCAAACCCCAAUACCGACAACACUGCAAACACAGACGACAACGGCCCCUCCAUCCGGAGAGCCUGUACAGGGCUUGUACGGCCAGUGCGGUGGCGUCAACUACGCCGGCCCUACCAAGUGCGUUGACUACGCGACCUGCUCGACGGUGAAUCUGUACUAUGCGCAGUGCACCCCUGCUCCCGUACCAGCUGGAUCACAGUCUCUGUACGGUCAGUGUGGCGGAAUGAACUGGCCAGCAGCGAGCCCGACUGCAUGCGUCCAGGGGGCUCGGUGCUCCACGGUCAACCCUUACUACGCCCAAUGUACUCCUGCUUGA